This is a messenger RNA of Malassezia japonica, 1149 nucleotides long. It is a transcript of the gene mrpl3, whose product is annotated as 54S ribosomal protein L3 mitochondrial. The transcript has a single exon. Gene Ontology annotation, molecular function: structural constituent of ribosome; ribonuclease III activity; double-stranded RNA binding. Gene Ontology annotation, cellular component: mitochondrion. NCBI's taxonomy places the organism in Eukaryota, Fungi, Basidiomycota, Malasseziomycetes, Malasseziales, Malasseziaceae. Gene Ontology annotation, biological process: RNA processing. The record is from RefSeq and is a predicted model, not a curated record. The coding region runs from base 1 to 1149 and encodes 382 amino acids.
AUGCGUGGACAGAUUGUGCGGGCAUUCUCCACGGCGAGCGUGUGGCGGAAUGCGACUCCUGUCGCGAAUGCCGUCGAGUGGCAUGGUGCGGGACCGGUUGGACACCUUCCCCAGCUUGCGCGCUCGCACCCCCAGAUCUGGGCGUCGCUCAAGGCGCAGGUGCCGUCGGCGAUUGCCACGGUCGGCGCGCGCUUCCAUCUUUUCCCUUCUACGCUGAGCGCAGACGAGCGUGUGCGCCGUGCGGGUCUCGUGCGUGUCGCGUGCACGCACCCGAGUGUACUCUCGGUGCAGCGCAGUGCCGCCGACCUGCCCCUUUCCACCGAGGAGCGCCAGCAGGUUCCGGAGCUCUCCGAGACGCUGGCGCACAAUGCCGAGCUUGCGACGCUCGGAAACGCGUUGCUCGGCCUGAUUGCGAGCGAGUACUUCCACCUCAAGUACCCCCACCUGCCGACCCGCGUGCUAAAGGCGUUUGUCAGUGCGUUUGUCGGCCCCAGCACGCUGGCCGACGUCGGUGCGGACCUCGGCGUGCUCGGCCAAGGCGUCCAGCGCUGGGACCGUACCGGCCAGAGUGUCGUGCAAAAGGCCGUCAAGGGCCGCGCGAGCAGCACCGCCCCCCUGCUGAGCAAGGACGUGGCGGCGCAGUCGAUGCGCGCCAUGGUCGCUGUCCUCUUCCAGGAGCUGGGCAUGGAGGCCACCCGCGGCUUUGUCCACAGCCAGUUUUUGUCGCGCCGCAUGGACUUGGCGAGCCUGCUCAAGUUCCGCGACCCGAAGCGUGUGCUUUCGGCGACAUGCAAAAAAUACAACAAGCCGACGCCCCAGAGCCGGAUUUUGGCCGAGACGGGCCGUAAAAGCAUUUCGCCCGUGUUUGUCGUGGGCGUGUACAGUGGUGCAGUCAAGCUCGGUGAGGGCACCGGCAGCUCGAUCCGCAUGGCCGAGUUCCGCGCGGCAGAAGACGCGCUGCGGCGGUUGUACCUGGCCGAGCGGCCGAACGGCUCGUUCGACCUGCCCUCUUCGACGCUGGACGAUACCUUUGCAGGCAGCACGCCUGUUCCCCACUCGCUGCAACACGCAGCAGGCCACGUCGAGCCACAUCGCUUCGCUCCGCAGCCGCUCGGCCGCGCGGAGGUCUUGUAUGAUUCGCGCGGGUAG